Molecule: messenger RNA, 837 nt
Organism: Musca vetustissima
Lineage: Eukaryota; Metazoa; Arthropoda; Insecta; Diptera; Muscidae
Product: chymotrypsin-2-like
Exons: 3
Coding region: 1-837 (278 amino acids)
Biological process (GO): proteolysis
Molecular function (GO): serine-type endopeptidase activity
Source: RefSeq, a predicted model, not a curated record
AUGUUCGAAAAAUUGGUUUUAUUUGUGGUUCUCCUGGCUGUGAAUUGGAAUUCUGGCGAGGCCUCCUCAGACCUGCUUUGGGAUUUGGAUGCCUAUUUCGAUGCCAUGGAUGCAGCGGGAAAUUCUCAAGAUCGCAUUGUGGGUGGUGACAACGUUCCCGAUGGCGAAUAUAUACCCUAUCAAGUAUCGAUACAAUAUUUGAAAAAUAAUACCAAUCGUCAUUUUUGUGGCGGAUCAAUUAUCACCCCUAAUCGCAUUUUAACUGCUGCCCAUUGUGUGGUGGGACAAAACCCCGAACGUAUUUCCAUAUUGGCUGGGGUGAUUGAUUUGCAAGAUACAACUGGUUUCCGCUCGCAGGUGACACGAAUUGAUAGCCAUGAGGAUUUUAAACCUAUAAAAGGCAAUGAUAUUGCCAUUUUGGAUAUUGAACCCGCUUUGGAAUUGGAUGGCCAACGUAUGGAUACCAUAAAUGUCGAUUAUAGUGAACCAGUAGGAUCCGAUGAAAAAUCCAUAUUAACCGGUUGGGGUUCUAUACGACAAUCGCGAACAUCACCCAUUUAUCCAAAUCAUUUGCAACGAUUGUCAUAUCGUACUAUGAGUAAUGCGAUUUGUAAAUGGCAAAUGCGUAGUUUGACGGAGACUGAGAUUUGUGCGAAAUCCGAUAGGGGUACGGGGGCAUGUGCGGGAGACUCAGGAGGUCCUUUGGCCAUGCAGAGGAAUGGUGAAACAAUCCAGGUGGGAAUUGUCUCCUAUGGUCGGCGUAAAUGUGGUUCAGAUGGCUUGGAUGUUUAUACCCGAGUUGGAAUGUUCAAUGAAUGGAUUAAGGAAAGAAUUUGA